AUUACAUAAUUGUGGGAAACAAAAUACUCUAAUAAAGAGAAGCAGUUAUCUGAAACGUAUGGUUGAUGCGUCUCUCAAUCUUCUUCUCCAUGAAGUUAUCUCCUUCUCACCUUCCUAUCAAUACCACACAUAGCACUUUUCUCUCCCGAACUUCAGUCUGUGCGGCUGAGUGUACACGAAGUAGGCUGAGCAUAUUAAAGUUAAUCUGUCAUGCAUCUAUGGUUCAGAAAUAUUCCCUAUCAUCAGGCUUUGCUGUUUCAUCCGAAGGAGAAGACUCAUAUAAACUGCUGUAUGCCAGAAAUGGCUCGGCAGAGAUGUUGCAGUUAAUGAGAUGUAAUGCAAGAAAACGAAGUGCUAAUGUGUCCAAGGGACAAGUUUUAACUGAUGACUUUCAAGAAGAGGACUAUUCCAAUACGGACAAGGAUUUUAACAGCAAGGAUGGUAAGGAAAAGGAAGUAGACAGAAGAAGAAAGAUUGGAUUAGCAAACAGAGGAAAAGUGCCAUGGAACAAAGGCAGAAAACAUAGUCCAGAGACUCGUGAAAAGAUCAGACAGAGAACCAAAGAAGCUUUGAGUGAUCCCAAGGUAAGACGAAAGAUGUCUGAAUGUCCACGCUCUCUUAGCAAUCAGACCAAGUUACGAAUACGCGCAUCUCUCAGAAAGCUCUGGGGUGAACGAUUAAAAUGGAAAAGGUCAAGGGAGAAAUUUUUUCAGUCAUGGGCUGAAAGCAUUGCAAAUGCUGCUAAGGUAGGUGGGAGCGACCAAGAAGAAUUAGAAUGGGACAGCUACGACAAGAUCAAAAGAGAGAUAGCUCUCGAACGACUUCAGUUGGCUGCAGAAAAGGCCAAGGCAAAAGAAAUCACACGCAUACGAGCUGAGAGAGCAGCACAGAGAAAGAUGGAAAGGAUGCAGAGACUUGCUCAAAGGAGAAAAGAACGAGAAGAAAAGCAAAAAGUUGAAGGAAAAACGAAGAGACCAAGAAAACGGUCAAAGCAAGAGAAAGAAGAGUUAGCUGUUGCUGAAGAAUUGAAACUCAAGGCGAAAUUAGUGAAGAUUCAGAAGAAAAAGUCCACACUUAGCCAUGUUUGUAGAGAACAUCGUCGAGCUUGGGAAAAACUCGAUGUAUCAUUCAUAAAGACACCUCAAGUACAAAAAACAGUUUCACUUGCAGAUCAGAUUCGUGCUGCCAAGAAGAGAACAGGUGAUGUGAAUGGAAAAGCCUUUAGUAUUGCAUCAUCUGACUCUCAAUCUAUUGAAGUAUCUGCAGAGGCUAAAUUCUCCACAGUGGAAACAAAAUGA
Molecule: messenger RNA, 1298 nt
Organism: Solanum verrucosum
Lineage: Eukaryota; Viridiplantae; Streptophyta; Magnoliopsida; Solanales; Solanaceae
Product: stress response protein NST1
Exons: 6
Coding region: 66-1298 (410 amino acids)
Molecular function (GO): DNA binding
Source: RefSeq, a predicted model, not a curated record